This is a messenger RNA of Acipenser ruthenus (sterlet), 5919 nucleotides long. It is a transcript of the gene atp11b, whose product is annotated as ATPase phospholipid transporting 11B. The record is from RefSeq and is a predicted model, not a curated record. Gene Ontology annotation, molecular function: ATP hydrolysis activity; magnesium ion binding; ATPase-coupled intramembrane lipid carrier activity. The coding region runs from base 823 to 4059 and encodes 1078 amino acids. NCBI's taxonomy places the organism in Eukaryota, Metazoa, Chordata, Actinopteri, Acipenseriformes, Acipenseridae. Gene Ontology annotation, biological process: phospholipid translocation. The transcript is spliced from 33 exons. Gene Ontology annotation, cellular component: trans-Golgi network; plasma membrane; endoplasmic reticulum.
UUCCGUCCGCAUUAGUGUGUACAUCCACGUUCACGUACCCGUCUGAGACCACAUCUUGGCGUCACUUCCUGGAUGAUGUCAAGCGUUAGCGAGUUCGGCGAUGAGGGGAGUAGAAGCGGCGCAGCGUGAGCCGAGAAAGGAGGAUGAGGUGGAGGAGGAGGCUGUAGAGACGGGACGCGCUUGACACUAGCACCACUAACCUGGGGGAAGAUUGGCACUCAGACAUGGGGAACAAAAAGGAAUUUUAAUUACAUAAGAGCAAACCUGGACGCAUUGUAAUUAACGCGCUCACGAGAACUGGGAAAAGGAUAUAUGCUUUUAAAAAAUUGUUGUUUGGCAGCGAGAAGAUUACACAAGGAUGCUACGGUGGAUCCGACAACAGUUGGCACAAAAACAAACAAUGGCACAUAGAUACCAUAAUACCAAGUGAGCCUGAAGAGAAAAAUGUGAAGCAAUUUCUAAAUUCAAGACAAGAGAAGAAGCCGUUUUAAUUGGUAGUACAUUUGAAUACAGGAAAGAUCCAGCUUCAUAGAAGCAGACUAGUGAUGUGACCAAAAGCAUGCUGAACAUUGGGAGAUGAAUAUCCAAUGACAAUGAUGCCACUUGACAAAGGGUUUUGACCCACCCCACCAAAGUGAAACAAGGACGGUUUAUAUAGCUAAUCGGUUUCCUGAGCAUGGUCACUAUGUGCCCCAGAAAUUUGCAGACAACAGAAUCAUAUCAUCCAAGUAUACGGUUUGGAAUUUUGUUCCCAAGAACUUAUUUGAACAGUUCCGAAGAAUAGCCAAUUUUUAUUUUCUUAUAAUAUUUCUUGUUCAGCUCAUGAUUGACACCCCUACUAGUCCCAUCACCAGUGGACUUCCGUUAUUUUUUGUAAUCACAGUGACAGCCAUAAAACAGGGUUAUGAAGACUGGCUGCGACACAAAGCAGACAAUGAAGUCAAUGGAGCCCCUGUUUAUGUUGUCCGAAGUGGCAGCCUUGUACAAACUAAAUCAAAAAACAUAAGGGUCGGGGAUAUUGUAAGAGUAGCCAAAGAUGAAACUUUCCCUGCAGAUUUAGUUUUGUUGUCCUCUGACAGAGAAGAUGGGACAUGUCACAUCACUACAGCCAGUUUGGAUGGAGAGACUAAUCUAAAGACUCACUUUGCAGUUCCUGAAACAGCAGUGGCUCAGUCAGUCUCCAGGCUGGAGGCUCUGGUAGCCAUUAUAGAAUGCCAGCAACCAGAGGCAGAUCUGUACAGAUUUAUAGGACGAAUAACUGUUACUCAGCAGGAAGAAGAAAUUGUAAGGCCUUUAGGAUCAGAAAACCUACUCCUUCGAGGAGCAAGAUUGAAAAACACCAAAGAAAUUUUUGGUGUGGCCGUGUACACGGGCAUGGAGGCAAAAAUGGCUUUGAAUUACAAGUGCAAAUCACAGAAACGCUCCGCUGUUGAGAAGUCAAUGAACACGUUUCUGCUCAUCUACCUGGGAAUCCUGUUGUUUGAAGCCAUUCUGAGCACCAUCUUGAAGUAUGCAUGGCAAGCUGAAUCAAAGUGGGAUGAGCCAUGGUAUAACCAAAAGACUGAGCAAGACAGGAAUAGCAGUAAAAUUUUGAGGUUCAUCUCAGAUUUUCUUGCUUUCCUUGUUCUGUACAAUUUCAUCAUCCCCAUCUCGCUGUAUGUAACUGUGGAGAUGCAGAAGUUUCUUGGCUCCUUUUUCAUUGGCUGGGAUCUUGAUCUGUAUCAUGAGGAAACUGACCAGAAGGCACAAGUGAAUACCUCUGACCUAAAUGAAGAACUGGGGCAGGUGGAAUACGUGUUUACUGACAAGACCGGGACCUUGACAGAAAACGAAAUGCAGUUUCGUGAAUGCUCCAUUAAUGGCAUUAAAUACCAUGAGAUCAGUGGCAAAUUGGUCCCAGAAGGAAUGACAGAUGAUUCUCCUGAUGGAUAUUUACCAAGACUGAGUGGAGAGGAAGAGCUCUUCCUGAAGGCAGUCUCACUUUGUCACACAGUGCAGAUCAGCUAUGAUCAAACAGACGGCCUAGAGGACAGUUUCAGGCAUGCCAAUGGUAUGUCAUCUCAGAUGGAAUACUAUGCCUCUUCACCAGAUGAGAAAGCUUUAGUGGAGGCUACAAAAAGGAUUGGUGUAACCUUCGCAGGAAGCAAUGGGGAAAAUAUGGAAAUUAAAACAUUCGGAAGAUCAGAGAAGUAUAAACUGCUGCAUGUUUUAGAGUUUGAUGCCAAUAGAAGAAGAAUGAGUGUUAUUUUACAAACACCAUCAGGAGAAAAGGUGCUGUUCACUAAAGGAGCUGAGUCUUCUAUUCUUCCAUUUAUCCGAAGUGGAGAAAUAGAAAAAACAAGGGUCCACGUAGAUGAGUUUGCUUUAAAAGGAUUGAGGACUCUUGUGGUAGCCUGUAGACACUUCACUCCUGAAGAAUAUCAGGAGGUGGACCGGCGCCUGCAAGAGGCCAGGACUGCACUGCAACAGAGAGAGGAGCGCCUAGCUGAGGUCUUCAGCUUCAUUGAAAAAGACCUGGAGCUCCUGGGAGCCACCGGAGUGGAAGACAAGUUACAAGAGAAAGUCCAGGAGACUAUUGAAUCCCUCAGACUGGCUGGAAUUAAAGUGUGGGUGCUAACAGGGGACAAGCACGAAACUGCUGUCAGUGUUAGUUUGUCCUGUGGACAUUUUCACAGAACUAUGAAUAUCUUGGAACUUGUACAGCAGAAAUCUGACAAUGAAUGUGCAGAACAGCUGAGGAGUCUUGCCAGAAGAAUUAAGGACGACCAUGUGAUCCAGCAUGGCCUGGUUGUUGAUGGAGCCAGCCUUUCUCUAGCACUCAGGGAGCAUGAGAAAUUGUUUAUGGACAUCUGCAGAAACUGCCCAGCCGUGCUUUGUUGUCGCAUGGCACCCCUGCAGAAAGCAAAAGUGGUACGACUGAUAAAGACAUCUCCAGAGAAGCCCAUCACAUUGGCUAUCGGUGAUGGAGCCAAUGAUGUUAGUAUGAUUCAGGAGGCCCAUGUGGGUAUAGGGAUCAUGGGUAAAGAGGGAAGGCAAGCUGUCAGAAACAGUGACUAUGCAAUUGCAAGAUUUAGAUUCCUCUCAAAGUUACUGCUGGUCCAUGGUCACUUCUACUAUAUUAGAAUAGCAAAUCUUGUACAGUACUUUUUCUACAAGAAUGUGUGUUUUAUCACACCCCAGUUUUUAUACCAGUUCGUCUGUCUGUUUUCACAACAAACGCUGUAUGACAGUGUAUACCUUACACUGUACAACAUCUCUUUCACAUCCCUGCCCAUUCUGGUGUACAGUCUCUUUGAACAGCUGGUGCACCCCCAUGUGUUACAAAGCAAACCUGCUCUUUACAGAGACAUAAGCAAAAAUUCCCUCUUGUCUUUCAAAUCCUUUUUGUAUUGGACAUUACUAGGAUUCUCUCAUGCCUUGGUGUUCUUUUUCGGUUCAUACCUUUUAAUGGGAGAAGACACCUCAUUAAUGGGAAAUGGAAAGAUUUUGAAAGCUAACAGGCAACUGAUGUUUGGCAACUGGACAUUUGGCACCUUGGUCUUCACAGUUAUGGUCAUUACGGUAACAUUAAAGCUAGCUCUAGAGACACAUUUCUGGACGUGGAUGAACCACUUUGUGACGUGGGGGUCCAUAGCAUUUUAUUUCAUAUUCUCCUUAUUUUAUGGAGGAAUCAUUUGGCCAUUUUUGCACACACAGGACAUGUAUUUUGUCUUCGUUCAGUUGCUGUCUAGUGGUUCUGCCUGGUUUGCCAUUAUCAUCAUAGUCAUUAUCUGCCUUUUCCCUGAUGUCAUAAAGAAGGUUUUAUACAGACAUGUUCAACCAACGACCACCCAGAAAGCACAGCUUACCGAAACCUAUAAAGGCAUCAACUGCUUGGACGCAAUGUGCUGUUUCUCAGACGGGGAGACGGCUUGUGCGCCAGUGGGAAGAAUUAUGGAGAGAAUGAUGGGCCGAUGCAACCCAUCGCGGCUUAGAAGACUUUGGAGUGACCCGGACCCCUUCAAUUCCAACGACAGAAGCAUCUUGACACUCUCACCUAUGGAGGCCACUUCCUGCUAAUGUAUCAAGGACAUUAUCACAGCUAAAUGAGUCAUAUAUAAUUUAAGUGCUCUGGUUAUUUAAAAAAUGAGCAUACAUGCAUUUUUUUUUUUUUUUUUCUUUCCUGGCUUUGACCAAUUUGACUCACCUUUUUAUUUAUGGAGAUUAAAGUGGCAUCAAUAUUAGUUAGUUAGUUAAACCACCUUCUGAGCUCAUCAAACUGCAGUAGAAGUCACUUGUAGUUUUCUUUCCACAAAGAGAAAACAAAUGGACACAUCUUUUAAUAGCUUACUGAUUACUGCAACUGUACCGUUUUGAAUGUUUAGCUAUGGGUAAAGGUUUUGCAUCACCCUAUAGAAUUGAGUAAUUUUGCUUCAUAAAGGCUAAUGAAACCUGCUGAGUAAUGUUACGUUAACAUAUUGAAUUGCAUACCGCUUUGAAAUACUGUACUACUAUUAUGGCUUCCAGUACACACUUGUGAUAUCAUUUUGUUGUUUCUUUGAUUACAUGAUGUUAAAUAAAAUAUCUAAGUUGUGUUCAUAUAGUUUGUUUUUUUAAAAUUCUGUCUCAAUCCUAAAAAUCUAGGUGAUGCAAAACCUUUGGUAAUAGCUAUACUUUGUAAUUUUUUUUAUAGCUUUUCAAGCCAUGUUCUCCAGUUUUAAAAUGCAUAUUUUUUUUUAAAGAUAACAUAUAUGGUGAUCUGCAAAUAAAAAAUAAAGACGACUGGUGUGUAAUGUUUGAUAUGCAGGUUCCUUUUAUAUGGGAUUCAUCCUGCUUUAAUAUUUUAGUAGCAUUGUGUAUGUAUUUUCUGAUACAGUAAACACAAAGCCAAGUAGUAAGUUGUGUGUAUGUUUUAUAAGUUUGAUUUAAUUGGAGAAUGUGGCUUGUACGUUUUUAUUCUUGCUGGUUUCUUUUCCUAUUGUUUUUUUGACCACCCAUUGCAUUAUCUGUUGUUUUCAUAUCAUCUUUAGAAAUUGUUUACCUGCAUAGCUUUGUUUUUUUGUUCUUUUGACUAACCACACAUUCAUAUUGUGUUGCUGCAUUUUUUGUCAUGUAAGCAACUUUUUUAACUAUGGAUGCACAAAUAGUAGGAAUGUGCAAAUACUAAAGAGCCUACAUAUUGUGGCUAAAAUCCCCCCUCCCUUCCAUUUUAAGGUAGUAUGGUUUACCAGCUUCUAAUGUGAUUUUUACCUCUUACCCCAUCAGUAUGAUUAUUUAUCAUUUAUAGGGGUACUAUUGAUUUUUAUAUCAAACAAAAGCAUUGAUCCAUUAGAAUCAUAUUUAUCUCUCUUCAUAUGCUUUUUGAAGUUCAAGCUUAAGGGAAUUAAGUUAAAAUCCAAUUUCUAUUAAAAGAAAUAUAAAGUAAUGUAAUCUGCCUGUUGGUUGAGAUUAAACUGUUUUGAUGUAAAUAAAGGGUGUUUUAUGAAUGAUGAUACAAAUCUCAGUAGAAUAAAGGUGUGAUAUCCAGCCAUGGGUUUGCUUCUAUUUAUCACUGACAAAAUGUGUUGCCCUGGUUGUACAGCAUUUGUUAAUAUUAAUUUAAUGUAUAUAACUUAGUGCCGUACUUGGUACAUUGUGUGGAAUUCUUUGAAAAACAAAAUCCUGGUUGUUUAGAAUGAAUGUUCAGGUUUCAUGUACCGGUAACUAGUUUUAAAAAUCAGCUAAUAAAGUUUAGCAGCCUUCUCCACUUUAAAACAAAUAUUUUUGCUAAAGAUUAUUUUUAUUGAAAAGCAGUACGCUGAAAGAUAUUUUGUUAGCAAUAAGAAUUGUGGGUAUAAAGAAUUUUGGACCUCGGGCACUGUCUGCUUCUGAUGUAAUGUCUGACUUUUGUGUUUUUAUUGUCCAUUUUCAAUAAAAGUUGAUGCAGUUUGUUAAUUUGUA